GGGCGGGCCUUCCUUCUGUUCCUCUGUCCUUCUUUCCCAGGGUCAUGGCUCUCAGGAGAAGCUUCGGAUCAGUUGCUUGGAGGGCCUACUCUCGAGGAGUAAGCAAGGAUUGGCUAACAGAGGACUUCCUUGACUCCUUGAGAGCGGUGGUGGGGAGUCCCAACGUCUCUACAGCCUCUGCGGUUCGCGAACAACACGGCCAUGAUGAAUCCAUGCACAGGUGCCGUCCGCCAGAUGCCGUGGUCUGGCCCCAGAACGUGGAACACGUCAGCCUCCUGGCCCAAGCGUGCUACAGCCGUGGGGCUCCCAUCAUCCCCUUUGGGACCGGGACCGGGCUGGAAGGCGGUGUUGGCGCUGUGCAGGGUGGUGUUUGCUUUGACUUGACUCAAAUGGACCAGAUAUCAGAUCUGAACCCAGAGGACUUCACCGUCACCGUUGAACCCGGAGUGACCCGCAAGACUCUGAACAACUUCCUGCGUGGAAGCGGUCUCUGGUUUCCGGUCGACCCUGGAGCAGAUGCCUCUCUGUGCGGCAUGGCGGCCACCGCAGCCUCUGGCACCAACGCCGUGCGCUAUGGCACCAUGCGCCAGAAUGUGCUCAACCUGCAGGUGGUGCUGCCCGACGGGAAGGUGCUCCACACAGCUGGACGGAACCGCAGGCCCAGGAAGAGCGCGGCCGGCUACCACCUGACGGGGCUGUUUGUGGGCUCGGAGGGCACCCUGGGCCUCAUCACUCAGGCUACGCUGCGCCUCCACGGUGUCCCUGAAGCGACUGUUGCUGCCGUGUGCGCCUUCCCCUCUGUCAAAGAGGCCGUGGACAGCACCGUCCAGGUCCUGCAGGCCGGCAUCCCUGUGGCACGCAUCGAAUUCCUGGACGACGUGAUGAUAGGCGCCUGCAACCGCUACAGCAAUCUCAACUACGCGGAGCUGCCCACACUGUUUCUGGAGUUUCACGGAAGUGAGCACGGCGUUGCGGAGCAGGUCCAAGCGGCAGGGGAGAUUGUGAAGUCGAACGGCGGUUCAGACUUCGCGUGGGCACAAGAGCAGGAGGCCCGGAAUCAACUCUGGACGGCACGGCACAACGCCUGGUACGCAGCCCUGGCGCUCCGCCCCGGAUGGAAGGGCUACUCCACGGACGUCUGCGUCCCGAUCUCCCGCCUUCCCGAAAUAUUGGUGGAAACCAAGAAAGACUUGCUGGAGUCCAAGAUUAUAGGUCCCAUUGUCGGACACGUCGGAGACGGGAAUUUCCACUGCCUCCUGAUUCACGAUCCUGAAGACGAAGGACAUAGAAGGAGCGUGGCGGACUUUGCCGAGCGGCUGGGAAAGCGGGCGCUGGCGAUGGACGGCACCUGCACCGGUGAACACGGCGUGGGCUUGGGCAAGCGGCAGCUCCUUCGUGAGGAAGUGGGUGAAGUGGCACUCGCCACCAUGCGACAAAUCAAGGCAGCACUGGACCCCAAGCACCUCAUGAACCCCGGGAAGGUCUUGUGACUGCCUUCGUCCUGUGGCCAAUUUGGCACCCCAUCCCAAAGGCUUACCUAAACCCACCCUCCUUGGACACCUAGUAAUAAUCUGCACUCUAUUCUCCAAAGGUUAGAAUCAUCUUGGCGACUACUCCGAGUUUGCAAUAGGGCGAAAGCUUUUCCAGGCAUUGCCCAACACGUUUCAUCCUAGUUAUGCUAUCUAUAUAAAUAAAAAUGUAAUGUUAGUUUGUGGCAUUAACAGAACUCAAAAACCACUGGACGAAUUGACACCAAAAUUUGGACACAAUACACCUAAACCAAUGAAUGUCCUUCACUCAAAAAAAUUGAUGUUGUCAUUUGGGAGUUGUAGUUGCUGGGAUUUAUAGUUCACCUACAAUCAAAGAGCAUUCUGAACCCCACCAACGAACCAAACUUGGCACACAGUUCUCCUAUGACCAACAGAAAAUACUGGAAGGGUUUGGUGGACAGUGUCCUUUGGUCGUGGAGUUGUAGUUCACCUACAUCCAGAGAUCACUGUGGACCCAAACAAGGAUGGAUCUGGACCAAACUCUACACAAAUACUCAAUAUGCCCAAAUGUGAACACUAGUGGAGUUUGGGGAAAAUAGAAUCUUGACAUUUGGGAGUUGUAGUUGCUGGGAUUUGUAGUUGACCUACAAUCACAGAGCAUUCUGAACCCCACCAACGAUGGAAUUGAACCAAACUUGGGACACAGUUCUCCCAUGACCAACAGAAAGUACUGGAAGGGUUUGGUGGGCAGUGUCCUUUGGUUGUGGAGUUGUAGUUCACCUACAUCCAGAGAUCACUGUGGACUCAAACAAGGAUGGAUCUGGACCAAACUCUACACAAAUACUGGGAUUUGUAGUUCACCUACAAUCACAGAGCAUUCUGAACCCCACCAAUGAUGGAAUUGGGCCAAACCUCCCACACAGAACCCCCAUGACCACCAGAGUGGGCUACAGCAAUGCGUGGCAGGGAACGGCUAGUAGUAGAAGGAAAAUGAAAAUCCUGUUGUUGCUUAUUGGGUUGAGUGAAUCCUGCCGUUAAAGGGAUGGAGCCUCUGCUGCGAAGAAAAGCCGCAAGACGGUUAUUACAGCUGCUAACUUCCUGAGAGCCUCAGGUGCAACAAUGGAUAUGCUGUUUUCGCACCUUUGGAAACACCUGUUUGAUGUGCAAGCAAGCACUGGUUGCACCAUCAAAGUGAAAUAAAUCAUAGAGUGUUUCCAUGCAGAAAAGGAGAAUAAGUCACACAGCGAGGGGCUUCCUUGGCCCAAAGAUAAUGCAGGCUACACAGUGGAUGAUUUGAUAAUAGACAAUGCAAACCUGGAACCAUCCACCAAUAUGUCAUUGACAUCCAGGAACUUUGUAAAGGGCUACAACACAAGUGAUGUAAAGCUUACCUUUUUGACA
Messenger RNA from Anolis sagrei ordinatus, 2891 nucleotides. RefSeq names its product lactate dehydrogenase D (gene LDHD). The record is from RefSeq and is a predicted model, not a curated record. Gene Ontology annotation, cellular component: mitochondrion. Gene Ontology annotation, molecular function: D-lactate dehydrogenase (cytochrome) activity; FAD binding; D-lactate dehydrogenase (NAD+) activity. Gene Ontology annotation, biological process: lactate catabolic process. NCBI's taxonomy places the organism in Eukaryota, Metazoa, Chordata, Lepidosauria, Squamata, Anolidae.